CAUUACAUACAAAAACAAAGAAAAAGGAAUUUGAACAUCAAAGCAAGGUCCACAACAAGACUGUUUUUGUCCACAACAUCAUAGUUACACUUUUCUAUUACAGUUUCCACUUCAAUUCCCAUUCUUUAUAGAACCUUCUCCAACACAACACCACCACAAACUUCACAACUCCACACUCUAAUCUUCAAUGGAAAUUCUGCCUCUCUUUCUAACAUGCUUUUUCACACUCCUCACAUUCCCAAAACCCACACGUGCCACCCUCCCCGGCACGUGGGAGCUUCUAGUCCAAAACGCAGGCAUAGCCUCAAUGCACACAGCAGUAACACGCUUCAACACAGUCAUCCUCCUCGACCGAACCAACAUCGGUCCAUCCCGUAAACUCCUCCCAAAAAACCACUGCCGGUUCGACAAAACCGGUUCAAAACAAGACUGCUACGCCCACUCGAUUCUCUUCGACCCCAAAACAAACCAACUCCGCCCCUUAAAAAUCUUAACCGACACGUGGUGCUCUUCCGGCCAGUUCCUCCCCGACGGAACACUCUUACAAACCGGCGGCGACUUAGACGGGUUCAAAAAGAUCCGAAAGUUUAACCCGUGUGAGAUAAACGGGUCGUGCGAUUGGGAAGAGCUAAACGACGUCGAAUUGAGUGAAGGUCGUUGGUAUGCGACGAAUCAAAUUCUUCCAGAUGGUUCCAUCAUCAUAAUCGGUGGAAGAGGAUCAAACACAGUUGAAUUCUACCCCAAACGCGAAAACGGCGUCGUUUCGUUUCCGUUUCUUACCGAAACAGAAGAUACACAAAUGGAUAAUCUAUAUCCCUACGUUCAUCUUCUCCCUAACGGUAAACUGUUCGUGUUUGCGAAUACGAAAUCGGUUAUGUACGAUUUCGUUGAGAAUCGUGUUGUUAAGGUUUACCCGGAGUUAACCGGUGGUCCGAGAAACUAUCCGUCGGCGGGGUCGUCGGUGAUGUUAGCUUUGGAAGGUGAAUUUUCUGAGGCGGUUGUUGUUGUUUGCGGCGGCGCUCAAUACGGUGCGUUUUUAGAACGGAAUGUAGACACGCCGGCGCAUGGAAGCUGCGGCCGGAUAAUGGCGACGGGAGAAAACCCGGUUUGGGAAAUGGAGGAUAUGCCGUUUCAGAGGAUAAUGGGUGAUAUGGUAAUUUUACCAAACGGUGACGUUUUGAUUAUCAAUGGUGCUAUGAAAGGGACGCAAGGUUUUGAAUUGGGUUCUGAUCCGUGUUUGAACCCGGUUUUAUAUCGGCCCGAUGAACCGGCUGGUUUACGGUUCAUGGUUUUGAAUCCGGGUACUGUGGCGAGAAUGUAUCAUUCAACAGCGAAUUUGUUACCGGAUGGACGGGUUUUACUUGCGGGUAGUAACCCGCACGUGUUUUACCGGUUCGAUCUCGAGUUUCCGACAGAGUUAAGACUCGAAGCGUUUUCGCCCGAGUAUUUGGAAUCGGAUAAAACGAAUAUCCGACCCGAGAUAGUGGAUAUACCCGAAACGGUGUCGUAUGGAGCGGGUUUUGAUGUUGUUGUGAGUGUUGGUUUACCUGUUGUGGGGGUUAUUGAAGUGAAUUUGGGUAGUGCUCCUUUUGCGACGCAUUCUUUUUCUCAGGGUCAACGGUUGGUCAAACUUGGGGUGGGUUCUGCUGUGCCGGAGGGUGGUGAUGGGAGGUGGAGGAUACGGUGUACGGCGCCGCCGAGUGGGAUGGUUGCGCCACCUGGGUAUUAUAUGGUGUUUGCUGUUAAUCAAGGUGUUCCAAGUGUGGCACGUUGGAUACACGUGUCGUAGUUUGGAUAAAUUUAUGUUUUUUUUUUAGUUAAACUUAAAAUGUUGUAUUUAAUUUCUGAGAUUAUGCUGUUAAUAAAAAACAAAAACAUGUGAAUAGUUUAGUUGGUGUCGCUGAAUUCCAAAGUGAUGAUUGGUUUAUAGUGAUGAAAAAAAUAGCACUAAUGUGUAAUUAUGUGGUUAUAUGGUGUCGGUUACUAGUGCUGUUAAUAAUGUAAUCUUGCUUUAAAGGAAGACAUGCAAUUUAAUGGAUUGGGACGUAGUUUAGGCCCCACACAACUCCAAAAGUUAUGAUAAAACUAUUUUGAUGCUAUUGUUGGAACUGUAACAUAGAUGUUGUUGGAAUUGUAAGAUGGAUGUAUUAAUUUUGGCUUUGGCCAUGGAAAGAUGAUGGACGAUGGACUUUUCUGAUAGACCAUAGAUUAUAUCAAUAUAGUCUAUACAUGGAUGGCAUAUGGUUAUUGCUAUUAGCAAUAAUACAUAUAUGGUUGGACUAUAAUGUAGAGGGGAAUGGAGAGAGGGGCAAAGAAAGGUGGUGGA
Vicia villosa (hairy vetch) is the source of this 2326-nucleotide messenger RNA. RefSeq names its product aldehyde oxidase GLOX. The coding region runs from base 188 to 1789 and encodes 533 amino acids. The record is from RefSeq and is a predicted model, not a curated record. The transcript has a single exon. NCBI's taxonomy places the organism in Eukaryota, Viridiplantae, Streptophyta, Magnoliopsida, Fabales, Fabaceae.